CCUGAGGCCACCCACCCCCGGGCGGAAAACGCGUGAUGCGUGUUCCGCGGCUUCUUGAUCGCAUCGUCCAUCUCAACUCUACCUUUUCGGUGUUCUCGUCGCAUCUACUUCCCUCCCAUCCUUUCAACUUGCGAUGUUGCAUAGCGCGACUCCCAUCCGAUUGCCGAUGCCAGCGACUUAACCCUGGGCCGGAAAUAAGCCCGCAUCGCCAUCAUGUCCAAUUGGACGGCCUUGAAUAUCGAACCCGCGGAAGCUGUCGAGGAGGAGGUGGAUGAUACAAAGGAGAUCCAGAUCGAGGAGUCGCUGAAGCUAUACCAGAAUGCGCUGAAGCUUCAUUCCCAGGGCCCUCGGUUCUAUGACCAGGCCGCGGAAGCCUAUGACGCCCUGCUGAAUUCGGAGAUCUUCAAAUACCCCGAGUCCCUCUCCGGGUUCAAGAGAGCUGCCCUGCAAGAUACUGAACUUCCGCCGACGGAUUUGCUGGAUGAUCCUGCUGCCGCGGUUGAGGCUGAAACUCUGACAGAAUAUGAUAUUAAUGACUCGACGUCGAGCACGUUGUUGCAGACCAUCUACCUUGCCUACAAAAACCACGGACAAUACAUUCUCGACUCUUUACGAUCCAAUCUUGAGAAUAUCCCGAGCACACCGGAUAAUGUCGACGAGAUUUCCUCGAAUAUUGCGCAACGAGCAAGCACCGCCUUAGCGUCGUUUGCCGACGCCUUGGAAAGCGACGAUACCGACCUCAACCUGUGGAGACAGAGCGCGCGACUGAGCAGCGCCUUGCAGAGCUACCGACUAGUGCGAUAUUGUUUGGAGAGUGUAUUGGCGGAUGACGAAAACCGUCUGGAAGUCAGAACAGAGCAAUUGGGAUUGGAGGAGACAUUCGCGGAAGAGCGACUGCGGGAUACGCUGCGGACACUGGAUGACCGAUUAUCCGCUUCCUACGUCCCGAUUAAGAAACCAAAGAAGGCUCUGUUGAAGAUUUUGAAACGUCACAUUGACCCGUUUCCUUAUUUGCCUGCCCUGCCAAAUAAUCUACAGGACGCAGAUACGACGAAACGCUCUCUCGCCCUACAACCCUCACGUCAUGAGAUCCAACCAACCACGCCAACUUGGGCUGGGGUGGGUCAAUCUCUUCUCCAAGUCCUUGAGGAUGAAGAGCAGGGGUCAUCCGAUAUUCGCGUCGGGUCGUCAAUAAAAAUUACUUUGCCGCCAAUUAAUCGCGAAGUAAAAGCGACAGGUGCCAAGGAUGCACAGCCGUCCGGACAAAAGGGCGACGAAGAGGACGCAGCACAGAAGCAAGAAGCCCCUAUACCAGACGACGGAGACCAGAUCAUGAAGUCCCGGCCUCCGACAAGUAUUAAAACCGAAGGCCCUGAAUCAUGUGGAGAUCAUGCCGAUGAUCAUUCGUCUGUUGAUCAAAGGGCAGAACAACAGCUCAUGGAGGGUCUGGAACUUCCGUCCCCUACCCUUCCUGAGGCAGACAGCCAACAAGAACCCGCCAAUGCUGAAGAGCCGGAUCUCAAAUCAUCGGUGAACGGCUGUCGCAAAAGGUCCUCUGCAUCGGCGAUGACUGAAGACCAAGCGGAGGGUUCCAGGUCCAAAAGUAGACGGACUCGUCUCCGAGAAUCAAACGCAGAUCUGCCCACCCAGUCCGAAGAAGUCGCGUUCGACCAAAAUAAGUUCUACGAGGACCAACUUGCAGAGUACAUCCAGGCCGACGAAUGGAUGCUCGACACGGCGGGGUCUUUGUUAUCUAAGGUUGGCGUCGAAAAGUUAGGGACGGUAGAUGGAAUAAGGAAGCUUGUGUUUGCCGAAGGGGGCGCCCCGGCGGAUGCAGAAAACCUGCCUACGAAAGUCGAACACUUGCUGCCGCAGGACCUACGGAACAUUAUGAAAAGUUGGGAUGAGGGGAGGUCCCAGGUCAUGCUUCAGAACGAUAACUUCUCAACGCUUCAGAACGUCCAAUCCAUGGGCAAAUCUGGACUGGCCAUUUUCCUGGAACACUCGAGGAAAUCUACCCGCAAAUUAGGGAUGAAGCAAGUCCUUUCUGGGGAUGAAGAGCUGAUGGAGUUGUCAGAGCACGUCAAUCAAGGAUGGUUCAAUGUCCACGAAGUGGUCUUUGGCUGGCUCUAUUCGCUCCUGGCACCCGAAUUCGGGAAAGGUCUCGCGGGAGGUAAUGUCUCCGGCGCAGGAGAUUGGUCCAGCAUGAAGUCGACCUACGAUCAAUGCCAGUGGCCUGAAUUUCUCAAAGAAACCGUGACACAAGCUUUGCUGCGGGACGACGAGUACGUUUAUGGGAGGAUGUGCGAGAAGAUUGAAGCCCUCGAGCACCAGAUACUCUCUAGCAGCGCCCAGGCACCCUUUGAAUACACCGUUGAGCACUUUUCAGACUUGGUGUUCCUCCAAACUGUAUUUGAGCUCCAUCUCGACAUAUACAAUUCUAUAAACAACCCGAACAGCGAGGUGGAUUCAGGCAUUAGGAGCGUGCAGCGAGAUCGCUUGGCAAGAUGGAACAUGCUAGCUCGUACCUCCCUCACGCACCUCAUGGACCAUGGUCCCCCGGGAGUUGACCAGGACAAUAUCACUCUGCGCCAUAUCUGGGCGUCCACUUUCUACUCCAACAUGAUCACUGACGCUUCGAGAGAACAUGUCCUUCUUUGUCUUCAGGAAUUGAAACGCCUGCUGCAUUGCCUGAAAGAUCCGGAGAUAACCCUCGUGAACAACGCUAUGAUGCCGGAAAUAGCGGCCGAGGCCAUCGACCAGGAGAUCUCCAAGUUGAAGUCCAUGGACUUUUUCAUGAAGAUUUUCAAUCCUGAAUCGGAAGACCCUGUAGGGCUGAUUGAAACGAUCGAGCCAAUCCUCGAGCCUAGUUCUGUUCGCUUCGUUGAAGAGAAUGGGACCGAAGAGCAGAGCCUCGACCAGCCAACCUCCCAGAUCCACGAAAUGGGCUCUUUCCUGGAUAGAGGGGAUGUCACCCUGCGAUUAUUCUUGUGGCAAAGACUGCAGGACGCGUACAAGUCGAUCAAUUACCCGCCCAAGAUCAUCUCUUGCCAGCUUCGUAGUAUCGAGACGAUAACACGAGAGCUCGAGAAUCCUGCGCAUCUGGAGGAACCUACUGAGCAUCGCCAGACCCUCCUAAUCCGAUGGUUCAAAUCGCUUGAUGGCAUUUUGAGCAAGACGACCACUGCUGUUCUUCAAGACAAGGAAAAUGCAUUCGAUUGCUUUGACAUGGAUCAUCUCAGGUCGUCAAUGUCAGCACUCGCUUUUCUACUAAACCUACUCCAUAGCUUCAUCGUCUAUGAGGACUCAGUUCGAGUGGGUCAAACAGCCGGAUCUGAUCUUCGCGGCGCACUCGCCAAAUCCUUGGAGAACUUCAAAGACAAACUACGCGACAUGAACGUCCGCUGUUGGAUCUUACUCUACACGCUCCUAAGGGAAGCCAUGGCACAAAGCGAAGAGGAUUUUGACACCCCGCUAGAGGACCGCAUCCAUUACUUGCGUGCCGUGCACAAUGCUCUUGGUAUCCGCAAGAUGUGCAAGCGCUCCCAAAAGCAGUUCCUCAAGAUCAUGAAAUCGGAGAUCUUCACCCUGGAUGUAAAGCAAGAUGUGGAGGCGGACGAAUGCCAAAUUCUAUACGAUAUCCAUGGCAUAAAGCUUUCUCCCAUUGACGGUUUACUGGCCGAGCACAAUUGCCCUGUUGAAAAGUUGGACCGGCCAACGGCGAUAAUGAUGAUCGACUUCGUCAUGAAGCAGGCAAAGAAGAUCAACAUCAAGGACCUGUCCAAGUCAGAGUUGAAGGCUACCAUUGAUAAGAUGCAGUCGGCCAUUGGCACUACCAAGUCGUCGCCUCCGUUAACGUACAACAAACGCGUUCUGUCGUCCUACUUGAAAUCUCCGCUCAACCCUACGGAAAUAUUCCACGCCAUCCGAGGCCUUGAUGAUCUCCCCUUGAUCCCUGUGCCUACCGAGAGUGCAGUAAUCGCACGAAAAGGGUGGUAUUUCCUUUUGGGCCACGCAGCCCUAACGAAAUUCCGCUCCCAGAAGCGCUUGAACCCCGUUCCAACCACCGAUCUCGACGACGCUAUCACUUGGUUCCGGCAAGAUAUUGAGCAUGGGACGCCGAAGUGGGAGUCAUGGUAUCGCCUUGCUCAAACGUACGACUCGAAGCUAGAGGAGGAUAUCACCUGGUCUGCAGACAAAAUCAAUAAUAAUCGGACGGACUUGGUAACCUGGCAGCGUAAUGCAAUCCACUGCUACGCCAUGGCUAUCGCAACAGCGAUCAGCACUGCGGACCCAGCACCAGAAACCCGAACACUCCUAGCGGAUGUCUAUACGGAUUUCGGGAUCCGUCUCUACGCGUCCUCCCGGGAGCCAUUGUCGAUGGCAGCUUUCAACAUUGGCGAGGCGACUCGCCAUUUCAACAGCGAAGAAAACCAGCAGAUGUACGAGAGGCAGCCGUUCAGGGAGAUGAAAAUCUACUCUGUCUGGAGCCUUGCGAGCUUUCUUCUCAAGCAUGCCAUCAUCAAUAAACCCAAGAAUUGGAUGACUUAUUAUAUGCGGAGCAAAUGUCUCUGGAAGAUGUUUAGCUGUGACGACUCUGUGCGGGGAAACUUCAGACGCAUUGAGGUUGACGAAAUGGUGGAUUCUCUACUCGAUGCGAUCGACGCACUUCCUCAGCGGAGGGAUUCCCGCUCAGAACCUAUCUUUGAGCCACAUUAUAAGCUGGUGUCGAUCAUCGAUAAGCUGGUUCAAAGAAACACGUUGACGGCGACCGAAGCAAGCAAGACUCUUCUAGCGACUCCCUGGGCUCGCAAGGUCGAAGCGCCAGAAGGAAGCGAAGACUGGAAACCGUAUAUACUCAAAGUGCUUCGGAAUCUGAAGCAUGGGGACAAGUCCAACUGGCAUCAUCGCAUGGCCUUCAGGGCUGCACACAUUCUCUACGACGACCAAAAGGACGCCACGGCAGCAGCGGCAGCUAAGAGCGAACUCGGACACCAAAUAUUCACCAAAACCAUGACCAUCCAAGUCUGGAGGCCCGAAUUCGAGCGCCCCGGCAGACACUUCGUGUAUACAACACGAUACGUUUACUUCUACGUAGCAUUGCUCGACCAGCUCGACGACCGCGCGAAUCUCGAUCAACUACUCCGCCGAGUGCGAAAGAAGCAAGGCGACUUCAUCAACCACACCAAGCUCUGGGAAGACGUCUGCCUCACCUACGCAAGAGUCAUCCGGCGCGCAGGCGGCAUCAAAGAAGGCCACGAAGAAAGUGUCUUCAAGCCGAUCAGCUGGGACGAGUUCGUAACCAACACCGCCCGCCUGGAAGGCCUCGCGCAACUCGCCCCAGAAAGCACCCUCCUCCUCGAGCUCCUCCGCGACGCCAUCGAGCUCAAAAAGCUCAACAACAACCUCAUGAAAGUCUCCCUCCUCGAAGACCUCAUCGCAGACCUCUACUCCCGCCUCUACGAAGUCAACAUGCCGCAAGUCCUCGAGCAAGCCAACGAGGAAAACAAAGAGAAGAUGAAAGUCGACCACCUCCUAAUGGCCACCACCGACGGCGCCGCAGAUGGCUCCACACCACCUACCUCAGCCCCACCGUCAGAGGCCCCCGCGCCCCGCGGCCGCACAAAGGGCAUCGCGCGCCGCGAUAUCCAAAAACGAGCGGAGACCAUCGUCAGCCGCAAGCUGACGCCGCGGGUCCCCGCAGCUAAGGCCCCCGCCCCCGCGGAGACUGAACCAACACCACACCACAAUCCUCCCAAGAAAGGCGGUGCCACGUCCGCGCCCUCACAGACGACCAAAGACACCACCAGCAAUGGUGUCCAGGCCGUCGGCAGCUCGACAGGAAUUCAGAGUGAUGCACCCGAUGGGAGUCUACACGAGAGUGCUGACGACGAGAGCGAGCUUAGCGAGAUCGACGAUGAGAAGCUGUCGAAACUCGCUCCGGAGAGGAAGCGUUUCUUCCCUAAUCUGCAGAACAGGGGGUCCGUCGAACCCGGGUCGGAGAUGUCGGCUCAGGUCAGUGCUGACGGAGAUGGCGGGGCAGCCGCUGCUGCGGCGGUGGAAGAAGGGGCCGAUAGAGAGGGUGAUGUCGGCGAGAACGAUCAGGAAACUGGACCCGUCGGCGAAGAAGACGAAGAAGAGGAAGAGGACGACGGUCACGAAGAAGAAGGAGAAGAAGGCGGGGACGAGGCAGGCGAUAGUGAAGAAGAAGAGGAAGGAGAAGGAGAAGAAGUUGCCGAGGGAGAAGACGCCGAAAUGGGAGGCGACGAAGAGAAUGACGGUGAAGAUGGUGCUGAUGCCGAAGAACAAGAACAAGAACAAGAAGAGGAAGAAGAAGAGGAAGAGGAAGAAGAAGAAGCCGAACCUGAAGAUGAGCCUGAACCCCAAGGCGACGACAACGACAAUGACCCCGGGGACGGGGACAUGAUGAACGUCGACGGUGAAGGCGCCGAUGUUGAUGAAGAAGAAGAGGCCGAAAAUGCCGAAGAGGCUGCUGGUGGUGACGGUGAACCUGAAGCAAUGGACAUUCGUUGAGAUUGCGUCGUCUAUGGAAACGGCCUGUCUAAUCUCUUUCUUUCUCUGUUUUCUCUGCAUGUUCCCAUGUUUAUCGUUGUAUUGUACGGGUGUUGGUAUGAUAUCGGGAUACCGGCGCUUUUGUAAUUGUACGGUGUCUUUUACCAUGAUCUACCGGCGUUGUGAUCCUGUAGGCUAGCAGAGACUUUGCGAUCUUCGCAUCAUGUAUUAGUAU
This is a messenger RNA of Aspergillus candidus, 6748 nucleotides long. It is a transcript of the gene hir3, whose product is annotated as putative transcriptional corepressor of histone genes (Hir3). Bases 214 to 6534 code for a protein of 2106 amino acids. Lineage: Eukaryota; Fungi; Ascomycota; Eurotiomycetes; Eurotiales; Aspergillaceae. The record is from RefSeq and is a predicted model, not a curated record. Gene Ontology annotation, molecular function: nucleosome binding. Gene Ontology annotation, biological process: chromatin organization. Gene Ontology annotation, cellular component: nucleus; HIR complex. The transcript is spliced from 4 exons.